Messenger RNA from Solanum tuberosum (potato), 504 nucleotides. RefSeq lists its product as uncharacterized. Lineage: Eukaryota; Viridiplantae; Streptophyta; Magnoliopsida; Solanales; Solanaceae. The record is from RefSeq and is a predicted model, not a curated record. Bases 1 to 504 code for a protein of 167 amino acids. The transcript has 4 exons.
AUGAAAACUAUUUCUCGCAUCAAUAGAAAGAGAGGAAGAGGGAAAUAUAAAUCUAAAACUGUUAAUAUUAAAACUAAGUAUGGAGCAAAUAUCAAAGCAAUCAUUCUAGAUGAUAUUGAUAGAGCUGUGGGUUCAGGGGCUAGAGAUAUUGUUAAUUAUGCAGGCUUGAUCAUGAGUAUCUUAUUUCAAGAUGGAAAUUGGCAGAAUAUUGUUUCAAAACAUGGAGAAGCAAUGUGGUAUAAGGUCAAGGACAAAUUUGAAGUUUCUGGUGGGCUGCGAGCACAUAAGUUACAAGGCUUUGUGAUAAGCACUAUGCAAAGACUCUUUAGAGCUUGGAAAGCUCGAUUACAUAAUCACUAUUGUGCCUAUAAUACGGAUGAAGACAGAUUGUCUAAUCGUCCUGAGGAUGUUGAGUUGGAGGACUGGAAAUACCUAGUUAAGUAUUUUGGCAGUGAGAAAUUCAAGGUUAUCAGUGAAAGAAACAAAAACAAUAGAGAAAAAUAA